AGCGUGUUCCGUUGGAGUAGCAAGGUCGUACGAGUGACUGACGCACAUUACCAUUACACACAAGAGAUAUUUAUUUAGCACUUAUAUUUAGCUAUAUUUCUAUUGUGAUAAAAACAAUAAUAUUUUUUACUUUGUUGUUAUUAAUGACUAGUGAAAUUUGAUUAAUCCUAGUUAAUUUAUUUUUUUAAUUAAAUUUAGUAUUGUUAAAUAGAUAAUAAACGCGGGUAAAGGUUAAGAUGAUCAAAUUAUUUUCAUUGAAACAAGCUAAGAAAGAUGGCGAAUCACCAAAACCAGGUAGCCAAAAGAAAGCAUCGGCUGCGCAAUUGAGGAUCACGAAAGAUAUUAAUGAGUUAAAUUUGCCGAAGACAUGUGGCACUGAAUUUCCUGAUCCUGAUGAUUUAUUAACUUUCAAAUUAAUUAUUUGCCCCGAUGAGGGCUUUUAUCGGGGCGGUAAAUUCACAUUCAGUUUUAAAGUCGGCCCCAAUUACCCACAUGAGCCACCUAAAGUCAAGUGUGAAACGCAAGUUUAUCAUCCAAACAUUGAUCUCGAAGGAAAUGUUUGUUUAAAUAUUUUGAGAGAAGAUUGGAAACCUGUGCUCACCAUCAACUCGAUUGUCUAUGGCUUACAAUAUCUAUUUUUGGAACCGAAUCCAGAAGAUCCUUUAAAUAAAGACGCGGCUGAAGUUUUACAAACAAACCGACGGGCCUUUGAACAAAAUGUAACGAAAGCCAUGAGAGGUGGGUACGUGGGAUCAUUUUAUUUUGAGCGGUGUCUCAAGUGAUACAUUUUUAUUCCAAGUUUAUGAAGAUAUAUGUUACACGCAAUCUCACUGAAAGUUGCUACUAGAAAAUAAAACUGUGGAUUAAUAAUAAUCGGACGUACAUGAAACAUUUAUUUGUUACUUGCGCGUCCGUAAAUAAGAACAAUUAUCAUAAUUAAUUGAAUAAAAAAUUAAUCACGUUUGUAAAAUAAAUCUGCGAUUCUUUAUAACAUUUUAGUUCAAUACUCUAGACUGCUUCUGUCAAAAUACAAGUAAUUUUUACUUAUAAAUAUCUAUACAAUAUUUAAUUAAUUAUACAUAAUUUUAUUAUUUAAAAUAAGUGAGUUGUGGCUAGCCAAAUUUUUCAAUGUCGUCGUAAUACCAUCUAAGACAUCGUUUAAUUGCUGGGACAAUUUUAAUUAAAUUAACAUUAAUAAUAAUAAUUAAUUUUAAGCACA
Molecule: messenger RNA, 1219 nt
Organism: Cotesia glomerata
Lineage: Eukaryota; Metazoa; Arthropoda; Insecta; Hymenoptera; Braconidae
Gene: UbcE2M
Product: NEDD8-conjugating enzyme Ubc12
Exons: 4
Coding region: 237-782 (181 amino acids)
Source: RefSeq, a predicted model, not a curated record